CAAAGUGUUAAUCAACAGCCGCUUUUUUUUGUCACCCAAAAGCUCAUACUAGUGUAUGAAUGUGGGAUGACUUGAAAGCUAAAUUAUUGCAGCGAGACAGUGGUUCUGAAGACUAAGCUCCUCUUUCCUGUGAGUGAGGGACAACAGGAAAUGAGGUGAAGAACAUAUGUAGGUGGUCCACACAGUGAUCACAAUAGAAAAGAUUUCACAUGAAUUUGGAUAGAAGGUGUUUGAAUAUCUACCUGCAUGGGCUCUAUGGAUGAAGGCAAUGUGCGCACUCAACAGAACAAUGUCAUAUGUGAAUACAAGCAACAAUCACACAGAAACCUCCCUCAUCAGCAACAUAACAAGACCUUCACAUAUAAAUUAUCUUGAUAAUACAUUCUCAACAGAUCCUGUAGUAGAUGGUGUCAGUUUUAAUGGGAUGUUCUACAUUUUAAUCGGUAUUUCUGGGUUUACUGUUACCAUUGUCCUUUUACUGGCCAUUCUGUGGACAAUGAAGUAUCGCACUUUGAUUCACACCAUUCGAGAGCUGCAGGGUGUUGAGGGUCUAUUGGGCAGAGCUCCUCCAUCCAACCCCCCAGCUAUAAGUCCCCUAACCUUGAGGACAUAUCUAGUGCGUGAGACUAGAAGUCCACUAGAGCUUGUCUCUGUCACUCUGGGACAGGAGUAUCAGAACACUAGCUCGCCCACUCCCCUGCUCAGGCAAACAACCAAGUCAGCUUCUAGGUCUCUCUGGAGACCACAGCAAACGGGUUCCUGCUUCAACACAUCAGGGCUGGGCAUACAGCAACUCAUCAAAGCAGGGAGGGAAGGGGUGUACUACAAGGCUAAGAUGACGCGUGGCACCUGCAAGGGCCACUCCAUUGUCACCUGCAAGAUGACCAAAGAGGGGGUUACCCACAGGAGGGUAGCCAGAGAGGUGAACAUCAUGAAGAAGCUGGGUACCCACAAGAACGUGCUGCAGCUGCUAGACUGGAACAUCACACAGGCUCCUUACAUGUUGAUCCUGGAGUCGGUGAGCAGUGGGACCCUGCGCAGUUUCCUGCAAGUGAAUCAACACCAACUGAGCAGGGACAGUGAACUGCAAAAGCACUUCACCACAGCAGCAUAUCACAUUGCCCAUGCAAUGAGACACCUGCGCUCUAAAAUGGUGGUGCACUGUGACCUAGCACUGAGGAACAUCAUGGUUAACCAUUUCCCCAGAGAGGUGAAGCUGGCAGAGUUUGGACUGGCCCAAGACCUGACUCUUAUGAGGAGCCGUCGCAGCAGCCACAAAGGAGACCACAUGCAAAAAGUGCCCCUGCGUUGGUAUCCCCCAGAGUACUUCAGAAACAACUACUAUAGCUUCAAAGGGGAUGUCUGGGCAUUUGGCAUUGUGCUGUGGGAGAUGCAAACAUUUGGGACCUUACCAUAUCCCAACCUGGAGACUUCAGAGUUGGUGGUGCGCUACAUCUGCUCUGGACACAGGAACUCAGAACCAGAGACAUGUAGACCAGAGAUACUGCAGAUGAUGAGGGACUGCUGGCUGGAGCCCUACACCCAAAGGCCCUCCUUCAACAACAUAGUCAGUGUCCUGGAGAACAUCCUGGAGGAUGAUGCAGAUUACAUCAAAGUGAACAAUGGACUAGCCAAUGUUCGAUAUGGCGGCCAAGAUCAAAUCUGCCUUACUCUCCUUCAUGACGACUGAAUAUGUGCAGAGAGGAAGAGUUGGUGCCAUGCAGGGCUACGGGCCAGAAGGUUGAGGAUUCGCUGACAACCACAGAAGAGCUCACUCUCCCUGCCUGUUUCGUUACUUCAAGAUCAAAGCCGGUUGCAGACAAUGAUCAGCUAGGGGGAAUCAGAUUUUCAAAUUUUCCACCAACAGGUUUAUGUGCCAAUGCACCACACAACCAAUAAACAAAACAUACCGACUUCGGGUCUUCAAUAUCACGGUUUUCAUUUUCAACACAAAAAUAAAUAUACUGUCUCGACAAACAGAAAACUCACACAUCCCUCCCUCCCUUAAGCUUGACAAUCUCUGAAUGUCAUUAAACUUUUUGGUCUCUUUCCGUUUAUCAAAUUGCAGCUGGACAGUUUGGAUUGAUUGAUUGAUUUUAUUUGUCAGUAAAAAAAAUACAUAUACAGUAUAAACAAAUAAUUGUAGAAGUGACUGGGAUUGCACAAUAAAGUCCGGGACUAAUUUCCAUUGUGGUCCCUACAUUUGCUGCAGCGCAUGCUAGUAAUAUAUGGACUAAAUGCAUGUCUAAUUUACACAUCUCCAUCUGGCUUUCGGGGGUCAACCUAUUUUUUUAUUGUAAAGAUGAUGUUUUAUUUAUUUCAGCUGUAUAGUUUUAAAACAGCAUAUCACUUGAAUAUUGUUGCUUUAAAUCAGUGUGCACGGGAGCACUAUGUCAUUGUCUUUCUCUCUCUCCAUCAAUUCCAUUCAAAUUGCAUCCAAAAUAGAUAAUCCUGUUCAAAAAGUAUAUAUAUAUAUAUAUAUAUAUAUAUAUAUAUCCUAGCCUACCUCUUUCAGCUAAUAAUUUCAGCUAAUAAAUUAAAUUCAGUUAAUAGCCUUAUAUUUAGCUAAUGAAUGAUGGUCUAUAAAUAAGCUUCUAAUUUAUAGCCUCUGUCUCUUGCACAAUACACACCAUGUGCUCUGCUGGCCUCUCUCCUUAAAAAAACACUUCUUAGCUCUUGGAGUCCCAAGAAAAGCUAGACUACAAUAGCUUGCUGGAAGAAUGUAUUUUUAGCAUGUCUUAUACUAAUAGACUGUUGGAAGAAGGAUGCAAGCUCUUGUUUGCUGAAUGUCACGCCCUGUUCUGUUUCACCUGUCCUUGUGAUUGUCUCCACCCCCCUCCAGGUGUCGCCCAUCUUCUCCAUUAUCCCCUGUGUAUUUAUUCCUGUGUUCUCUGUUUGUCUGUUCGUUUUGUUUGUGAAGUCAACCAGCGGUUUGUCUCAGCUCCUGCUUUUCCCCCAGUCUCUCUUUUUCCUCACCCUCCUGGUUUUGACCCUUGCCUGUCCUGAUUCUGAGCCCGCCUGCCCCUGACCUUGCCUGCACCUUUGCCCCUACUCUGGAUUACAGAUUUUUGCCUGACCUGAGUCUGCCUGCCAUCCUGUACCUUUGCCCCAAUACUCUGGAUUAUCGACCCCUGCCUGCCUUGACCUGUUGU
Salmo salar (Atlantic salmon) is the source of this 3152-nucleotide messenger RNA. Its product is annotated as fibroblast growth factor receptor homolog 1. Gene Ontology annotation, molecular function: growth factor binding; vascular endothelial growth factor receptor activity; ATP binding. The record is from RefSeq and is a predicted model, not a curated record. Gene Ontology annotation, biological process: endothelial cell differentiation; cell surface receptor protein tyrosine kinase signaling pathway; protein phosphorylation. Lineage: Eukaryota; Metazoa; Chordata; Actinopteri; Salmoniformes; Salmonidae. Gene Ontology annotation, cellular component: signaling receptor complex; plasma membrane.